This is a messenger RNA of Bufo bufo (common toad), 856 nucleotides long. RefSeq lists its product as uncharacterized. Lineage: Eukaryota; Metazoa; Chordata; Amphibia; Anura; Bufonidae. The transcript has 3 exons. The coding region runs from base 293 to 682 and encodes 129 amino acids. The record is from RefSeq and is a predicted model, not a curated record.
AGGGGAUUUGGAACACCAAUGAAUAAUCAGGAGAAGACAUCAGGUUUUGUAUAUAAGAGCAUCUUCACAAAGGGACAAGACAUAUUGGUAAACGCUUCAGAAAGGCACACCAACCCAAAAAGACAAUCCAUCAUGGCAACCAAGGGAGGAAAAUGCAACCCAUGUGCACAAGUACCACAAUAUAUACAAGACCCAUGUAAAGAACCUUGCCCUCCAGUUAAUCCUUGCCAGGUGCAAGGCCAAGCAGUAGGAGGAAUGGGAGGAAUCAGUGGACAAGUGUCACAAGGAGGGUAUGGUGGUCCCGGAGGAUUCGGUGGACAAAUUUCACAAGGAGGGUAUGAUAGUGCCGGAGGAUUUGGUGGACAAGUUUCACAAGGAGGGUAUGAUAGUGCCGGAGGAUUCGGUGGACAAGUUUCACAAGGAGGGUAUGAUAGUGCCGGAGGAUUCGGUGGACAAGUUUCACAAGGAGGAUACGGUGGACCCGGAGGAUUCAGUGGACAAGUUUCACAAGGAGGGUAUGGAGGAGCAGGAGGAAUUGGUGGACAAGUUUCACAAGGAGGGUAUGGAGGAGCAGGAGGAUUCAGUGGACAAGUUUCACAAGGAGGGUAUGGAGGAGCAGGAGGAUUGGGUGGGCAAGUUUCACAAGGAGGAUAUGGAGAAGCCAGAGGAUUUGGUGGAGUAAAGAAAUAAAUAUUUCAUACAGCAAACCCUUGCCAAGCAUAAAUAUCAAUACUGCUCACUUGAAAAUAAUCAUAUCAUUAUUGAAUCAUUAUGUUUAACUGUACAAAAAAAAUUAAAUAUCUAUUGCAUCUUCUUAAUGUUUGUCAAAUAAAUUAAUUAUCCGCUUAAGUCAGAA